AUAUCCCAGCAAAUCCCCCAGUUUGAAGAUGUGAAGUUUGAGGCAGCCAGCCUUCUGUCUGAGCUCUACUGUCAGGAGAAUUCCGUGGAUACAGCAAAGCCUCUGCUCCGUAAAGCCAUCCAGAUUUCCCAGCAGACUCCCUACUGGCACUGCAGAUUGCUUUUUCAACUUGCACAACUACACACACUUGAAAAAGAUCUAGUAUCUGCAUGUGACCUUCUGGGAGUGGGAGCAGAGUAUGCUCGGGUGGUGGGAUCAGAAUAUACCAGAGCCCUGUUUCUGCUAAGCAAAGGGAUGCUGCUUCUGAUGGAACGGAAGCUGCAGGAAGUGCACCCGCUCCUCACCCUCUGCGGGCAGAUCGUGGAGAACUGGCAAGGAAACCCCAUCCAGAAAGAGUCCUUACGGGUGUUCUUCCUGGUCCUGCAGGUCACACACUACCUGGAUGCUGGGCAGGUGAAGAGCGUGAAGCCGUGCCUGAAGCAGCUCCAGCAGUGCAUCCAGACCAUCUCCACCCUGCAUGAUGAUGAGAUCCUGCCCAGCAACCCUGCUGAUCUCUUUCACUGGCUGCCCAAGGAGCACAUGUGUGUGCUGGUCUACUUGGUGACAGUGAUGCAUUCCAUGCAAGCAGGGUACCUGGAGAAGGCUCAGAAGUACACAGACAAAGCACUGAUGCAGCUGGAGAAGCUGAAAAUGUUGGACUGCAGCCCUAUCCUGUCAUCUUUCCAAGUGAUUUUGUUGGAACACAUCAUCAUGUGCCGACUUGUCACGGGACACAAAGCCACAGCAUUGCAGGAGAUUUCCCAAGUCUGCCAGCUCUGCCAACAGUCUCCCAGGCUGUUUUCCAACCAUGCUGCCCAGCUGCACACUCUGUUAGGGCUCUACUGCAUUUCUGUUAAUUGCAUGGACAACGCAGAAGCACAAUUUACCACAGCACUGAGGCUCACUACACAUCAAGAGCUGUGGGCAUUUAUUGUGACAAACUUGGCCAGUGUCUACAUCAGGGAAGGCAACCGGCACCAAGAGCUUUACAGCUUAUUGGAAAGGAUAAAUCCAGACCAUAAUUUCCCUGUGAGUUCUCACUGUCUCCGAGCAGCAGCUUUUUACAUCCGAGGUCUCUUCUCCUUCUUCCAAGGAAGAUACAAUGAGGCCAAGAGGUUUUUGCGAGAAACGCUGAAAAUGUCGAAUGCAGAAGAUUUGAAUCGACUGACAGCCUGUUCCCUGGUGCUCCUGGGUCACAUAUUCUACGUGUUAGGGAAUCACAGGGAAAGUAACAAUAUGGUAGUACCAGCCAUGCAGCUUGCAAGCAAGAUACCAGAUAUGUCUGUGCAGCUCUGGUCUUCAGCUCUGCUUAGAGACCUGAACAAAGCCUGUGGGAAUGCCAUGGAUGCACACGAGGCAGCACAGAUGCACCAGAACUUCUCCCAGCAGCUGCUCCAGGACCACAUCGAGGCCUGCAGUCUUCCAGAACACAACCUGAUCACGUGGACAGAUGGACCACCUCCUGUACAGUUCCAGGCACAGAACGGACCCACCACCAGCCUGGCCAGUCUCCUGUGAAAGAGGAAAAACUAUCAGGACAGUGUGUUUGAAAAGGAGAAAAAAAACCAACAAAACAA
This is a messenger RNA of Chaetura pelagica (chimney swift), 1616 nucleotides long. RefSeq names its product MAU2 sister chromatid cohesion factor (gene MAU2). The record is from RefSeq and is a predicted model, not a curated record. The annotation marks the transcript as partial. Gene Ontology annotation, biological process: maintenance of mitotic sister chromatid cohesion; mitotic sister chromatid cohesion. The transcript has 18 exons. Gene Ontology annotation, cellular component: SMC loading complex; chromatin. Gene Ontology annotation, molecular function: protein binding; double-stranded DNA binding. NCBI's taxonomy places the organism in Eukaryota, Metazoa, Chordata, Aves, Apodiformes, Apodidae.